Molecule: messenger RNA, 3247 nt
Organism: Myotis davidii
Lineage: Eukaryota; Metazoa; Chordata; Mammalia; Chiroptera; Vespertilionidae
Gene: INTS5
Product: integrator complex subunit 5
Exons: 3
Coding region: 1-3081 (1026 amino acids)
Biological process (GO): snRNA 3'-end processing
Cellular component (GO): integrator complex
Source: RefSeq, a predicted model, not a curated record
AUGAGGAGGAAGAUCGUGGAGUUCGCCUGCCACACGGCCUUCUUUGUCAGCAUCGUGGUGGUGCAGGGGCCGGCCCCGGCCACCCCCGGCCCCGCGCCGCUCAGUGCUCAGGAGCUGUCCCAGGAAAUCAAGGCUUUUCUGACUGGUGUCGACCCCAUUCUGGGCCACCAGCUCUCGGCCCGGGAACACGCUCGCUGUGGUCUCCUCCUCCUCCGCUCUUUGCCACCUGCUCGGGCUGCCGUGCUCGACCACUUGCGAGGCGUCUUUGAUGAAAGUGUCCGGGCCCACCUGGCUGCCCUGGACGAAAGCCCUAUGGCUGGCCCGCCUCAUCUCCGCCCGCCGGCACCCUCCCACGUCCCCGCUGGGGGACCCGGGCUGGAGGAUGUGGUACAGGAGGUCCAGCAAGUGCUGUCCGAGUUCAUCCGGGCCAACCCGAAGGCCUGGGCACCUGUGAUUAGCGCAUGGUCCAUUGACCUCAUGGGGCAGCUGAGCAGCACAUACUCGGGCCAACACCAGUGUGUGCCCCAUGCCACUGGCUCUCUCAACGAAUUGCUGCAGCUGUGGAUGGGCUGUCGGGCCACGCGCACGUUAAUGGACAUCUAUGUUCAGUGCCUCUCGGCUCUUAUCGGUAGUUGCCCAGAUGCCUGCGUGGACGCCUUGCUGGAUACCUCCGUCCAGCAUUCCCCGCACUUUGACUGGGUUGUGGCCCAUAUUGGCUCCUCUUUUCCUGGCACCAUCAUCUCCCGAGUUCUUUCCUGUGGCCUUAAGGACUUCUGUGUUCAUGGCGGGGCUGGAGGUGGAGCUGGUGGCACUGGUGGAAGCUCUUCUCAAAUCUCUACAGACCCCUUCCCCGGAUCUCCUGCUAUCCCUGGGGAGAAGCGGGUACCUAAGAUUGCCUCAGUUGUGGGCAUCCUAGGGCACCUGGCCUCCCGUCAUGGAGACAGCAUCCGACGGGAGCUCCUGCGAAUGUUCCAUGAUAGCCUGGCAGGGGGCAUUGGGGGCCGGAGUGGGGACCCCUCCCUUCAGGCCACAGUUCCCUUCCUUCUGCAGCUGGCAGUCAUGUCACCAGCUUUGCUGGGCACAGUCUCCGGAGAGCUGGUGGAUUGCCUUAAGCCCCCAGCUGUGCUGAGUCAGCUUCAGCAACACCUGCAGGGAUUCCCCCGAGAGGAGCUGGACAACAUGCUCAACCUGGCUGUGCACCUGGUGAGCCAGGCCUCCGGGGCAGGUGCCUACCGCCUGCUGCAGUUCCUGGUGGACACAGCCAUGCCCGCCUCGGUCAUCACUACCCAGGGCCUGGCUGUGCCAGAUACUGUGCGCGAGGCUUGUGACCGGCUGAUUCAGCUGCUGCUGCUACAUCUGCAAAAACUGGUUCAUCACCGGGGAGGGCCUCCUGGGGAAGGGGUGCUGGGCCCACCCCCACCCCCCCGCCCCGUGCCCUUUCUAGAUGCGCUAAGAAACCAUGUUGGAGAGCUGUGUGGAGAGACAUUACGAUUGGAACGGAAGCGCUUCCUCUGGCAACACCAGCUCCUGGGCCUGCUCUCGGUCUACACUCGGCCUAGCUGUGGACCUGAGGCCUUGGGCCAUCUCCUGAGCCGGGCCCGAAGCCCUGAAGAGUUGAGUUUGGCCACCCAGCUAUAUGCAGGGCUGGUGGUCAGUCUCUCGGGCCUCCUGCCGCUGGCCUUCCGAAGUUGCUUGGCUCGGGUGCACGCAGGGACUUUGCAGCCCCCCUUCACGGCGCGGUUCCUGCGCAACUUGGCACUGCUCGUGGGGUGGGAACAGCAGGGUGGCGAGGGCCCUGCAGCCCUAGGAGCCCGGUUUGGGGAGUCUGCCUCAGCCCAUCUAUCUGACCUGGCUCCUCUCCUGCUACAUCCUGAGGAGGAAGUAGCGGAAGCUGCUGCCUCCCUCCUAGCCAUUUGUCCCUUUCCUGCAGGAGCCCUGUCCCCUUCCCAACUCCUGGGACUGGUGAGAGCUGGGGUGCAUCGUUUCUUUGCCUCUCUGAGGCUGCAUGGCCCCCCGGGUGUGGCUUCCGCCUCCAGACUUCUGACCCGCCUCUCGCAGACCUCCCCCGCAGGGCUCAAGGCUGUCUUGCAGCUGCUAGUGGAAGGAGCCUUACAUCGGGGCAACACAGAACUGUUUGGCGGGGAAGUGGAUGAGGACAGCGAGACUGUUUCCGUUGUCUCUGCUUCUUUGGCUUCUGCCUCCCUGUUGGACACGAACCGGCGGCACACGGCCGCUGUGCCAGGUCCUGGGGGGAUUUGGUCUGUUUUCCAUGCUGGAGUCAUCGGUCGUGGCCUGAAGCCACCGAAGUUUGCCCAGUCACGAAAUCAUCAGGAAGUGAUCUAUAACACCCAGAGCCUUCUUAGCCUCCUGGUACACUGUUGCAGUGCCCCUGGGGGCAGUGAGUGUGGGGGCGGCUGGGGGGCUCCCACCCUGAGCCCGGAGGCUGCCAAAGCUGUGGCAGUGACCUUGGUGGAGAGUGUGUGUCCUGAUGCAGCUGGUGCUGAGCUAGCCUGGCCUCCCGAGGAGCACGCCCGGGCCACCGUGGAGCGGGAUCUCCGCAUUGGCCGGCGCUUCCGGGAACAGCCCCUACUCUUUGAGCUAUUGAAGCUGGUAGCAGCUGCUCCUCCAGCCCUGUGCUACUGCUCCGUGCUCCUGCGGGGGCUGCUGGCCGCCCUCUUGGGCCACUGGGAAGCCUCUCGCCACCCUGAUACAGCCCACUCCCCCUGGCACCUGGAGGCAUCCUGCACCCUGGUGGCUGUCAUGGCCGAGGGGAGCCUCUUGCCACCUGCCCUGGGUAAUAUGCAUGAGGUAUUUAGCCAGCUGGCCCCUUUCGAAGUGCGUCUGCUACUGCUCAGUGUCUGGGGCUUCCUCCGGGAGCAUGGGCCCUUGCCCCAGAAGUUUAUCUUUCAGUCAGAGCGCGGACGCUUCAUCCGGGACUUCUCCAGGGAGGGUGGGGGUGAGGGUGGACCCCAUCUGGCUGUGCUGCAUAGUGUCCUCCACCGCAACAUUGACCGCCUGGGCCUUUUCUCUGGCCGUUUCCAGGCAGCUUCACCGUCCACUCUGCUCCGGCAGGGGACAUAGCCUCUUCCUCGCUCUAGUCUAGACGCUGAGGAUUGAGCAGUGAGACGGGGCUAAGGUGCUGCAGGAAGAUGGAGGUUUCUCUCCUGAGACCUUAGCGUAAAGAGCGCUGUCACUUUUUCCCUCUACCUUUUUUUUCUAAAUAAAAUUUGCCGAUUUGAGAAAAACA